AUGGCCGGUGGCGGCGCGAAACCGCCAACGCCGAGGAGCCAGGUCCAUGCCCAAGAUGCUGCCCACGACGACAGCGACUUGCGGCUGCGCCCUGGAGACAGGGCAGGGAGUUUUGAGAUUUACCUGGAGCUCCUGAUGAAGGAGCACGACGAGCUGCGCCACGAAUGUGCGCUGCUGCGGGCCAAAGUUGCCGAGAAUCCCGACACGGAUAACGAAGACGACGAAGACAAAGGCGGCUCCGACAUCGCGAGCGAAAAAGUUGUGGAUACAGGAAAUGCCGUCGAGACCGUCGAGACCUCUGACCCUAUCCUGAUGAAACCGUCAAAUAAUUCUUUUGAUGCUGGGAGGUCCAAGUUCACCAAUGUGAAUGUCUCGAAGUUCAUGAACAAGUACAAGUCAAUUUCCCAUGCAGGUGGUUCAGGUCUUUUCCCUUUCCAGGGCGCGAAAGAAAUCAAAAGCCAAUUGAAGUGGGUGCGGCAUCCCACUUUCUCGAUCGCAGUCACCGGGGUAAUCGUUCUAAACGCGAUCUACAUUGCAGUGUACUCAUCAGUUGUCCUACAAAAAACACGCCAGAUGAAGGGUAAAGCCGACUUGGAAUACAAGGAGAUGUGGAUGAUUGGCGACGUGAUAUUCGCGUUGGUUUUCACAUCCGAGGUCGUCCUCAGGAUACUUGCUUACCAGCUGAAGUUUUUCAAAGGAAGUCAGCGGUUAUGGAAUGCCUUUGAUUGUUUGACAUUGAUCGCAACAUUGGUAGCCCUUGCUUUCGAUAUAGCCCACGCGCCGCCGAAUUUCUUCGUAAACUUUCUCAAGAUGUUGCGACUUGCGCGUCUGGUGCGAGGCUUGCAGGCGUCCAAAUCCCCGUACCUUCACACCCUGAAAACGCUGAUGUACACUGUGGCGGGGAGUGCUAACGCGUUCCUCUCUGCACUACUGCUUCUGAUAGUUGUAAUUUCUGUGUUUAGCGUCAUGUUCAUGCAGGGGGUACAGAAUUACCUCGAGGGGACCGACCAAAAUCCCGAGACGCGGGUCGAGUUGGUGGAUCGUUUUGGAACAUUCAGCGAUUCCGCCUACACCCUUCUCGCGUGCAUUCUUGGUGGACUCAGUUGGGAUGAGCUGUCGCCUGCGCUGGAGAGUAUUGAUUUGAUGUACAGGUACUUCCUGGUUGUGUACAUCACGUUUGCUGUCCUCUGCGUGUUGAACAUUUUGAACGGUGUGUUCGUCAAUGCCGCUAUCGAAUCCGCCCAGUCAAACAAGGAAUUGGCCGUCCAGAAUACCCAUCACAAGAUGAUGGCUAUGAUUGAACAAGCUGUCAAAUGGUUUGUUGAGGCAGACAAAGACGGGUCGGGAAAGAUAUCGUGGCAAGAGUUGCGCGAUGUCAUGAACGACGACGAAGUGCGAAUUUUCAUGUUAGCUAAUGGCAUCGACGUCGCGAGCGCUGGGAAGAUCUUCCAGCUGUUGGACUCGGAUGGCUCGGGCUCGCUCUCGCCCGAAGAGUUUGUAGAUAACCUGAUCACGCUGCAGGGCAACGCAAAAGCCAUCGACGUGGCUUUUCUCCGAGAGGUGUGCGAGACGACCUCGAAGAGGGUCAAGGACUUGGAGGCUGUGCUCCGCGAGUGCGCCCCUCGGCUCGACAAUGCGGAGCCGUCGAACCGCACCGGCACCAUUUCAAUCUGA
Molecule: messenger RNA, 1674 nt
Organism: Prorocentrum cordatum
Lineage: Eukaryota; Dinophyceae; Prorocentrales; Prorocentraceae
Source: the annotation of a GenBank genome assembly